Messenger RNA from Lampris incognitus (smalleye Pacific opah), 1341 nucleotides. RefSeq names its product low density lipoprotein receptor adapter protein 1. The transcript is spliced from 9 exons. Bases 54 to 917 code for a protein of 287 amino acids. The record is from RefSeq and is a predicted model, not a curated record. NCBI's taxonomy places the organism in Eukaryota, Metazoa, Chordata, Actinopteri, Lampriformes, Lampridae.
GGGAGGUAUCCUACGGUAUCCACCUGCCCGACGGCACACCUCAAACAGAUAACAUGGACGCUCUGAAAUCAGCGGGGAGAGCCAUCAUCAAGAGUCCCGGAGUUCACCGGCACACGUGGGGAACUUCAAAACACGAAAAGCUGCCGGAGAACUGGACAGACACCAAGGAGACCCUUCUGGAAGGGAUGGUGUUCAAUGUCAAGUACCUGGGCAUGACCCUGGUGGGUCAACCCAAAGGAGAGGACAUGGCGGCUGCAGCCAUUCGUCGGAUUGUUGCCAUGGCCAGAGCCAGCGCCAAGAAGUUUCGGAAAGUAACGCUGACAGUUUCACCAAAAGGCAUCAUCAUCACAGACACGGAGACCACAGACCUCAUAGAGGAUGUCUCCAUUUACAGGAUCUCCUACUGCACCGCUGACAAAACUCAGGAUAAGGUCUUUGCUUACGUUUGUCAGAGUCAGUUUAACGAAACCCUGGAGUGCCAUGCGUUUCUCUGCCAAAAGAAGAAGAUUGCUCAGGCUGUGACAUUAACUGUAGCCCAGGCCUUUAAAAUCGCCCUAGACCUGUGGGAGAUAGCUCAGGAAGACAAAAGCAAGAAGGCGCAGACCUGCUGCUCCUGUACGGCCAUUGAUGGACAGACGGAGGCUGCAGACUCGCACUGUGUUUCAGCAGAUCCAGAGAAGCACAAGCCCGGCGGGAUGGAGGAGAAGCUGCGGCGGCCCUUUUUCUCCGCCUCCCUCGGCUCGCCCUCACCCCGCAGCAACCCCAUGCUGAGACGACCAAUCAAACAUGACUCCUGGGACGUGGAAGACGGGCUUGAAGACGCAUUCUCGAGGUGUUCAACUACUGUAAUUGGCUUUGGAAGAUUUAUGACGCUGGCAACUUGUGUGAUCUUUGAAAGUGCAUUGGACCACUUGUGACUUGAUAAUAAUGACUCUAGGGGAACUGCACCCUGAACCCAACACGCAUUCAAUUCAGAGACACUAAUAGCUUUUGCUCUGAAAUUGUUCUUCCAUGUGGAUGGCCUCAUUUAGACAAAUAAAUUGAUAUAAAAAGUACGGCUGUGAAGCGAAAGUCUACAGACUUGAGGCAACACCUCAGCGGUCUUGUAUUGUCUUGGUAUUAUCUCAAAAUGUCAAUUGCAAAAUAGCGGGCGCAAAGGGCGACCUCAGCCAGUGUGUGGCUGUUGUAACAAUCUGUUCCUUGAUACGAUGCUACAAGUUGGAAAUUAUCAACUUACUGAAAAUGUACUGUACUAUGUACUAUGUGGAAAUAAGAAAAGAAAGCCCCCCAUAUUACUUGGGCAGCACGGUGGCCCAGUGGUUAGCACUGUUGCCUCACAGC